AUGAGUGUCAAGCACUCAGACGACCAAACAACAUCCAAAUCGUUCGGUUCAAGUGAUGGCUCCGCCAGUGAUGCAAAAGAUACAGCAGACACUCCACCGCUCUACAAGGUUGCUACCAAUGACACAAUAUUCUUCAAUGCCUUGCAUCUGUUUAGAAUAAGCAGAAAGCAUGCCGUCCUAGCCACAUUAUACCUCACAAUUUUCCUUUCGGCUCUUGAUGUCACCAUUGUGGGAACUGCCCUUCCCAGGAUCACAAGCCAUUUCAAAGCUUCCGCUGCGCAAUAUACUUGGGUUGGAAGCUCAUACACCCUAGCAAGCACUUCAACUACGCCAUUAUGGUCAGGGGCUUCAGAUGUCUUCGGACGGAAACCCGUCCUGAUGUCCGCAAAUCUUGCUUUCCUUAUCGGUAGCACUAUUGCCGGUUCAAGUACAUCUAUAGGGAUGCUCAUCGCAGGAAGGACCAUUCAAGGCUGGGGUGCUGGUGGGUUAAUGAUAUUGAGUACCAUCGUCAUCGCAGACAUGUUUGCGUUUGAAGAUAGAGCAAAGUACUAUGGCUUCACGGGAGUGAUCUUUGCGGUGGCUUCUGCUGUUGGUCCAUUGCUUGGAGGAGUGUUCACUCAGUCUGCAGGCUGGCGAUGGUGUUUCUACAUCAAUCUUCCGCUCGAAGGCAUUUCACUUGUCGUGCUCUUGGUCUUCUUCAAUUUGAAGAAGUCCGCUGAAAAGCCAUUACAAUCUCUUCUGCACUUCGACUGGGUAGGGGGUGCUGGCAUCCUCGGAGGUACCAUCGCGUUUCUUCUUGGCCUUGAGUCUGGUGCAAGCGUCCAGUAUUCUUGGAAAUCUGCCUAUACACUAGGGCUACUGAUUGGAGGACUGGUCAUACUUGGCUUGAGCUUUCUAUGGGAGUCGGGAUGGGCUAAGCAACCGCUGAUACCGGUCAAAUUACUCAUUGGUCGGUCCAAUUUGGCAGCAUUGUCAGCAGCAUUCGGCCAUAGCAUGGUCUUCAUUGCUUACGAUUUCUAUCUUCCACUAUACUUCCAAGUGGUCCUUCAUGCCACUCCUAUAAUGUCUGGAGUAUAUCUCCUGGCCUUGAUAGUACCCCUAUCUAUGAUGUCAUACGCGACCGGCCUUUACAUCAGGAAGACGAACAAGUAUACUUGGACAGCACGACUCGGAUCCGCUCUGAUGACACUCGGAACUGGCUUGUACAUAAGUUUGGGUCCAUCUGCCAAUUUUCCUAAGAUCAUCCUAUACCAGUUGGUCGCUGGAAUCGGUGGUGGGAUGCUCUUCUUAUCACCUAUGAUGGCUAUUCAAGCCCACCUCCCUCCAGAGAGCAUGGCAUCUGGUCUUUCAGGGUUUUCAUUUCUUCGAAAUCUGGGCACUGCGAUCUCAAUUGUAAUUGGAGGCGUGAUCCUUCAGAAGGGCUUGGGAACAAACAUGCUCACAGCUGGACAUGGGAACGAUGCUGCAACGUCCAUCACCCCUGAGAAAUAUACCUCUUCCUUGCAGGUUAUGUGGAUAUUCUACACUGCAAUCUGUGGCGUAAUGCUUCUAGCCUCUCUGCUAAUAGUGCAAAAGGCGCGACCGGCAGCCAAGGAACCAGGAGAUGAUGAUGAAAAGCAGACACAAUCGCAAAGUUCGGAGGCUGUUUCCGGAGAAAAAGUUUAA
Exophiala bonariae is the source of this 1665-nucleotide messenger RNA. RefSeq lists its product as uncharacterized. Bases 1 to 1665 code for a protein of 554 amino acids. Gene Ontology annotation, molecular function: transmembrane transporter activity. Gene Ontology annotation, biological process: transmembrane transport. Gene Ontology annotation, cellular component: plasma membrane. The record is from RefSeq and is a predicted model, not a curated record. The transcript has 2 exons. NCBI's taxonomy places the organism in Eukaryota, Fungi, Ascomycota, Eurotiomycetes, Chaetothyriales, Herpotrichiellaceae.